AUGGAGCCAAAGCAGCCCAAUCCAAAGCUGAAGAAGCCGAAGCUCAAAAAUGAAGACAUUGCUGAAACAUCAGACUCAUGUCAUGAGUCCGCUAUGCUCACGUCGUGGGCCUGGUCUGAACAGAAAAAGUCAGAAUUUGUUCCUGAUUAUAAACCACCUUUGCCAUUCCCGUCUCGAGCACAUCUUAGUCCACUGGAAAGGGAACAUCUGGAGUUUAUUCAACAAAUAAAGGAAUACGCGAAGUUCCUACAAGAUCUAAUAGACACUCGACAUGAAUUGAAGAAGAAUUCUAAAGUGAUUCUUAAUGAGCAAAGUUCAAGGGCUUAUGCUUUAGCUGAUUCUGGGGCUAGCAUAAAUUUGAUGCUCUACUCAUUCUAUCAAAAGCUAAAUAUUCAGAAAAUGAAGGCAACAAAAAUGACUAUCCACAUGGCUAAUCGUUCGGUGACUCACCCGAGGGGAAUUGUUGAAGACAUCCUUGUUAAAAUUGGGAAAUUUGUUUUCCCAGUUGAUUUUGUAAUUAUGGAUAUGAAGGAGGAUGCAAAUAUCCCAAUCAUUCUUGGUCGCCCUUUGCUAAAUACUUUUGGCACUUUAGUUGAUGUUCGUGAAUCUAAGCUUCCAUUGAGGGACGGUGAUGAUAAGGAAGAUUUUGGAAUACAAGAUUGA
Molecule: messenger RNA, 663 nt
Organism: Lactuca sativa (garden lettuce)
Lineage: Eukaryota; Viridiplantae; Streptophyta; Magnoliopsida; Asterales; Asteraceae
Source: RefSeq, a predicted model, not a curated record